GCAAUCUUGGUUGGAAUUUCUUUGAAACAUCGUUGGCGGGAAGUGGGUACCAAGGACACUAACGGCGAACUGGCUACACACACUCAGGAGCAACUUGCACCAGAGCAAACGGAUUGUUCUACGCUCAAUUCUCGAGUUCUUUGCCUUUCUUUCUACAUGCUCAAACCCGCAUUUGGUCAGUCUCUUGGAGUAAUACAUACGCGACUUUCAACGGGUGCCGAUAGUAAGAUCUUUCUCUCAAUUGAAAGUAUUUCAGAGCUUGCGUCGCUCCUUACAACUGCUUGGGCAUUUUGUCUAGAGUAGGAUCUGCCGCGUCAAUUAUCUGGUUCUCCGAUUGUUCCAUCGGAAAUCUGCUCAAACAGAUCCUCGGGAUUGCUUCAGAAACGCAUCAGUUUUGGUGUACCUCACUUAAUUUCACCCAUAGAGCCUCUCGAGGGAUUCAAUCCUACUAGCACUUUGAAAUGCCAGUAUCGGCGGCUCGACAGCUUGUGGAGCUCAUUUACCAAGCUGUGAAUGACAUUGAAGCGGACGUUGAAAGCCGAUUGCCCGGCGGGAAACUCGCUGAACUCAAUUCACCAAUAGUCGCCCCAGAAGACGGACUGGAGAUGAGCCCAAAACGUAGAGAAGCACUGAGGACCUUACAGGCGGCCACUCAUCAAUUGAUCUCGACCCUGAUGCCAUCAGGCUUAUACGUGCUCAACAGCUACGCGUCAGUGUUCCAGAAAACGGCGAUCGAUACCGUCGUCGGAGCUCGAAUCGCAGACUUGAUCCACUCGAUCGACCCCGACUCUAGAAUGGGUGGCGUUCACGUCGAAGUACUCGCCCAGAAGGCGACUAUGGACCCUCAAAAGUUGACUCACAUCCUACGCUUCCUCGCUCUGCGUAAUAUCUUUUGCGAAUUAAGUCCAAAUCGUUGGACUAAUAAUCGGCAUUCAUUCCCACUACGAACCGAUUCAUCUAAUAGUAUCUUGAAUGCUCUCGGACAUAUGAGAGAGGAAACUUCUUUACCCGCCUUGGUUGAACUUCCUAAACUCCUAUUGGAUAAGCAAGUUGAUGGUGCUUUUAGUAAGGAUCCUCAUCAAAGUGCCUUCCAAAAAUAUUAUGAUCCUGGCUGCAGUCUUUUCGAAUUCUUGGCGAAAUCUGAGGGUGGUUAUCGAUCAGAAAGGUUUGGAAAAGCAAUGUUAGAAAUGGCCCAAGCCAAUGGCUCUGGGAUGUCAGUUUAUAAGGCGUUUGAUUGGAAGAAGCUCGGUCCCAGAGGUACCUUGAUUGAUGUCGGUGGUGGGGUUGGUGCGGCUGCGUAUACUCUUGCUACUUACCUUCCCGGAUGGAAAGUAGUAGUACAGGACCGGCCAGAGGUAAUCAAAGAUGGCAAAAAAAACCACCAAAGAAAAUCCUCGACAGCGAACCUGGAAUUUGAGGAAGUCGACUUUUUUGAGGAACAACCGAGGCAUCGCUCUGGGCGAGCAGAUGCUUACUUCCUCCGACACGUUUUACACGAUUGGCCCUUCAAAUCUUGCGUGGAGAUCCUGACCCACUUGCGAAUAGCUUCCAAGCCGACCACGUGUUUAUUGAUCUGUGAGACUGCACUCAACCCACCACUUCUGGAUCCCGACUCACCAAUCCUAUCCAAUGGAGGGAUGGCUUCAGUAUCAACCUACACACGCAAUCUUGCCAUGAUGACUCUACUCAAUGCAGAGGAGCGUAGUCAAGAAGAGUUUCUAGAAAUCCUCAACCAGAGUGGUUGGAAGUUGCAGUCAAUUACUCCCUUAGCUACCCUUGCGGAUUACUUCAUAAUCGAAGGUGUUCCUGACCCCGCUUGGAAUCAGGAAGCUCAAACACCCUAAUAUUUCAUAGAAAUUUUGACGCCUUACUAGCCAUCCGUUUUCUUUGCACUCAGGCUUUCUGGGGAGCUGUACAAACAAGAGAUUUCCUGAUGUUUUGUUCUAUUUCAGAUUGCUUUACCAGUAAUUAAAGUUUGAACACUGUGAAAUUUCCUGAAAUUCUCUCAGUAUCACAAACCCCUGUG
Puccinia graminis f. sp. tritici CRL 75-36-700-3 is the source of this 2026-nucleotide messenger RNA. RefSeq lists its product as uncharacterized. Gene Ontology annotation, molecular function: O-methyltransferase activity. The transcript has 6 exons. Bases 462 to 1844 code for a protein of 460 amino acids. The record is from RefSeq and is a predicted model, not a curated record. Lineage: Eukaryota; Fungi; Basidiomycota; Pucciniomycetes; Pucciniales; Pucciniaceae.